AUGGCGAAGACUGCACACUCUAUGUUGACGCCGCAGCCCGGGGGCAGUUUCUGUCCGCCCCUAAACGGUGUACGUCUGCUCAAGGCCAAACUGCGUCGCCAGACGGAAGCUGACCUAGAGGAGAAGAAACUCAAGCUCACCGUCACCGCGCCGGAGACCACUGAGGAGGAUCAAUUGGCAGCGGGUGAAAUCGGUGCCUCUCGCGUGACAGAUGUCUUGUGA
Molecule: messenger RNA, 222 nt
Organism: Dibothriocephalus latus
Lineage: Eukaryota; Metazoa; Platyhelminthes; Cestoda; Diphyllobothriidea; Diphyllobothriidae
Source: the annotation of a GenBank genome assembly